Messenger RNA from Dryobates pubescens (Downy woodpecker), 1050 nucleotides. It is a transcript of the gene ATPAF2, whose product is annotated as ATP synthase mitochondrial F1 complex assembly factor 2. The transcript is spliced from 8 exons. The record is from RefSeq and is a predicted model, not a curated record. Lineage: Eukaryota; Metazoa; Chordata; Aves; Piciformes; Picidae. Bases 94 to 981 code for a protein of 295 amino acids. Gene Ontology annotation, cellular component: mitochondrion. Gene Ontology annotation, biological process: mitochondrial proton-transporting ATP synthase complex assembly.
AUAUGGCGGCACCCGCAGAGCCGCGCUGAGGAGGGAGCGUGGGGGCUGCUUUUCGUUACUCGCCGCGAUGUGGCGUGGCUGUCGUUCGCUGCUAUGGGCCCGCUUCCCGCCCGCCUAUCUCCCCCGACCACCUCCUGUUGCAGCCGGGAACGGCCCGGUGGGACCAGGCGGGGCCCGGGCCUACGCCCCACCGGCAGAGAGGAAGCGGUUCUACCAGAACGUGAGCAUCUCUCAAGGAGAAGUGCCUGCUCCUCUUCGAUUCCCCAGGAUUUCUACUCUGAUUCCCCAGGAGGCUAUGAAAUAAACCUGGACCACCGAAAGCUGAAAACUCCCCAGGCCAAGCUCUUCACUGUCCCCACUGAGGCCCUGGCCAUUGCAGUGGCAACAGAGUGGGACUCCCAGAAGGACACCAUCAAGUUCUACACUAUGCACCUGACCACGCUGUGCAACACGGCGCUGGACAACCCCACGCAGCGCAGCAAAGCGCAGCUGAUCCGAGCGGCCGUCAAGUUCCUGGACACUGACACCGUCUGCUACCGUGUGGAGGAGCCACCUGCCUUGGCAGAGCUACAGAAGAAUGAAUGGGAUCCCAUUGUGGCCUGGGCUGAGAAGAGGUACAAUGUGACCAUUGGCUCCUCGACCAGCAUCCUGGGACCAAACAUCCCUGCCAGCACCAAGGAGACCUUCAUCAGUCAUCUGGCUUCAUACAACAUGUGGGCCCUGCAAGGUAUAGAAUAUGUAAUCACCCAGCUGAAAUCCCUGAUUCUGUCCAUGGGGCUGAUUGACAGGCACAUUACAGUGGAGAAAGCUGUGCUGCUGUCUCGCCUGGAGGAAGAAUACCAGAUUCAGCGGUGGGGCAACGUGGAGUGGGCCCACGACUACGACCUGUGCGAGCUGCGUGCCCGCGCCGCGGCCGGCACCCUCUUUGUCCACCUCUGUUCGGAGAGCUCGAGUGUCAAACACAAGGUGCUGCAGGACUGAGGCUGCUGGCAUGGGGACAGGAGGAAAAUGCCCAGCAGUGAACUGCUGGUGCGACCCAGUGUGACAGUA